Molecule: messenger RNA, 1770 nt
Organism: Aspergillus terreus NIH2624
Lineage: Eukaryota; Fungi; Ascomycota; Eurotiomycetes; Eurotiales; Aspergillaceae
Product: ASCC2 family CUE domain-containing protein
Exons: 2
Coding region: 1-1770 (589 amino acids)
Molecular function (GO): ubiquitin binding
Source: RefSeq, a predicted model, not a curated record
AUGGCAACUUUCCCCUCUCUUGCUCCCGUCCCGCCCCCAGAGGUCCAACGGGCCAUUCCGUCCCAAGAAUGGGAGCUCUACACAGACGCAUGGGCAUUGCUCCUGGGCAUGCGGAUAGAGGCGUCCGAUGCUGAAUUUGCCAAUCUUGCCCCCAAAGAUGAAUCUGCUGUUUCAUUCUUAACAUCCUUCUACCAUCAGCUGGCAGCCCAGCAGCUACCAGGCAUUACGGGCUCCAACGCAAGAACAUUGCGCAAGCUCUGUUUCUUGCUCACAAGGCGAUAUCUUCUAGAUGCGCCUAUCGUACCCCCGGAGCUUCUAGAGUGGAAGUAUCUGGGUAGCAUGUGCGGUUGCUAUCCGUCCAGUGCUGCGCUGAAACGCCUAUUAUCUGAUGCUUGGAGUAAACACCAGGCCAUGAUAACAACUAGUGUCGAGAAGGCAAAGUCUGCUGUAAUAAAGCAUUUGUCACUGCCAAAAUUGAAAGAUGCUCCCGCUCUCAUCUCCGACAUCCGACUUUUAACGUUGCUGGCGUCUGCGCUUCCACCAUGUGGUCAAGUGCUUAUGGCCGGGUCAGACUUCCUCGACACCUUCUCAGAUGCAUACCAAACGCACAAGAGGGGCGACAUCCGCAAGGUUCUCGUGGCCAACAUCUACGUCGGCUUGACUUCUCUACUGAAAGGCCCAACUCCAAAUCUUUCGUUACUCCUGGACCAAUUGUUCAGUCUCAAGGCGACGGCCGGAGUCGGCACGCCAAAGACGACGAACGAGCCCACUCUUUUAUCCGACGUAAUCUGCAGCUCAGACCUCCUAAGCCGUCUGGAGAGGUAUCUCGCUACCAAUCCCCAGAAGCGUGCGCAAGACCUCCUCUCCAGUCUGCGGACAUACCAAACUGAAUCCAGGUCCUUCCACCACCGAUACCAGAAACAAAAGACAAAGCCCGAUAAAGGCAAAAGUCGUGAUUCAGGACUCCCCGCUCCUGAGGAGAUGCACGUCCACAAGAUGUCCCUGGUGACUCAGGUGCAGGAUCUCUUCCCGGACCUGGGCUCCGGCUACGUCGUACGGCUCCUAGAUUUUUACAACGACAACCCAGAGACCGUCGUAGCACAUCUUCUCGACGGCUCCCUCCCUGCAGAACUUCAAGCCCUUGAUAAAUCCGAACAACUCCCCAGAAGCCAGUCAACUAUCCGACACGACCCCAUGCUGCCGCAUCCAACACCCCCAGCAACCCCUUCAACACAAGACCCAAUCCCAUCCCGCAAGAAUGUCUUCGACCGAGACAUCGAUCUGGCCGAGAUCUCCCGCGCAGAGAACGGCACCUCCGCCCAGGGAAAACUGCACUUCGGCCGCGCAAACCAAGACCUCACCGCGGACGUCAUACUCGCAGACCGCAGCCAUCACGCCGCCAACAAAGCGGCGAUCAUGUCUGCGCUGGCGACCUUCGACUCAGACGACGACGAGCGCGACGACACGUAUGACGUCGCCGACGUCGGCGGCACGGUCGACAGCAUCACCGCCAGCGCCGCGGACGCCGACGCAAAGGCCGACCUGCGCGCCCGCAAAGCCCCGGAGUCCUCAGCAGAUAUGGAAGCCGUCCUCUUCCAGACAUACAAGUCAAACCCGGCGCUCUUUGCCCGCGACUCGGCCACGCGCCGCUCGCAGCCCCGCGCGUCCCUGAAGCGGGAGACAGGAAUGACCGACGAAGCGAUUGAAGGAACUGAAGCCCACGGCGUAUCGGAAACCGACGCGGAAGGACGGCGACGAGUCGGAGAGUGA